Eurytemora carolleeae is the source of this 957-nucleotide messenger RNA. Its product is annotated as GTP-binding nuclear protein Ran. Gene Ontology annotation, molecular function: GTPase activity; GTP binding. The record is from RefSeq and is a predicted model, not a curated record. Bases 35 to 643 code for a protein of 202 amino acids. Gene Ontology annotation, biological process: protein import into nucleus; ribosomal subunit export from nucleus. NCBI's taxonomy places the organism in Eukaryota, Metazoa, Arthropoda, Copepoda, Calanoida, Temoridae. Gene Ontology annotation, cellular component: nucleus; cytoplasm. The transcript has 9 exons.
UUUUUAAAAAAGAAUAGAAAUAUUAAAAAAUAAAAUGGCAGGUGAAGAUAUGCCUACCUUUAAACUUGUUCUAGUUGGAGAUGGUGGCACUGGUAGGAGCUGCUUUUAUUACAUUAAUUGUACACAAAAUGUUCAUCCGCUUGUUUUCCACACAAACAGAGGAGCUAUUAGGUUUAAUGUUUGGGACACCGCUGGACAGGAGAAGUUUGGAGGUCUUAGAGAUGGAUAUUAUAUCCAGGGCCAGUGUGCUAUUAUUAUGUUCGACGUCACCUCCCGUGUAACGUACAAAAAUGUUCCAAACUGGCACAGGGACCUGGUCAGAGUCUGUGAAAAUAUACCCAUCGUACUCACAGGAAAUAAGGUUGAUAUUAAGGACAGGAAGGUGAAAGCAAAAAGCAUUGUUUUCCACAGGAAAAAGAACCUACAGUAUUAUGAUAUCUCCGCGAAGAGUAACUACAACUUCGAGAAACCCUUCCUUUGGCUCGCUAGGAAACUGAUCGGAGACCCUAACCUUGAGUUUGUUGCUAUGCCCGCCCUUGUGCCUCCAGAGAUCACUAUGGACCCUAACUGGCAGGCCCAGAUUGAACAGGAUAUCAAGGAAGCUGCCGAGACCGCUCUCCCAGAGGAUGAUGAGGAUCUUUAAAUCAAUCAAUCAUUCGGAAGAUCAAUCAGUGAUCGAUCACCUUGAUCAAUAGAACAAUUGAAAGUAUGUUGGCAGAUCCAUCAUGAUGAACUUGAUCUAUAGUACAAUCAAGUAACCAGGCAGAUCAACCACUUGAUCAAUGAACAAUCAAUUAAUCUGGAAGAUCAAGGAAAGAUCAUUCUUCAACUAAUCGACCCGGAAGAUCAAUCUUGAUUACAAAUACAAUCGUUCUUAUAAUAUUUUUUAUACAGCUUACCCGACAUUCUGCAUUUAAUAAUCUUUUUAAGGUCAAAUAAAUCUAAACCAGAAUCUUA